This is a messenger RNA of Spea bombifrons (plains spadefoot toad), 3647 nucleotides long. It is a transcript of the gene ADNP, whose product is annotated as activity dependent neuroprotector homeobox. Gene Ontology annotation, molecular function: DNA binding. Gene Ontology annotation, biological process: regulation of gene expression. Bases 53 to 3343 code for a protein of 1096 amino acids. Gene Ontology annotation, cellular component: nucleus. The record is from RefSeq and is a predicted model, not a curated record. NCBI's taxonomy places the organism in Eukaryota, Metazoa, Chordata, Amphibia, Anura, Pelobatidae. The transcript has 4 exons.
GAUUCCUUGCGAUACCUUCUCGAUCUUUUUAUUGACCUAAAAGGUAGAAAUUAUGUUCCAGCUUCCUGUUAAUAACCUUGGCAGUUUAAGAAAAGCCAGGAAGACGGUGAAGAAGAUCUUGGGGGACAUUGGCUUGGAAUAUUGCAAAGACCAUGUUGAUGAGUUUAAACAGUUUGAACCCAAUGACUUUUACGUAAAGAACACGUCAUGGGAUGAUGUGGGGCUGUGGGAUCCGUCUCUCACUAAGAAUCAGGAUUAUCGUACCAAGCAGUUUUGCUGCAGCCAGUGUCCGUUCUCUUCCAAGUUUUUCUCCGCCUACAAAAGUCACUUUCGAAACGUCCACAACGAAGACUUUGAAAACCGAAUCCUCCUGAACUGCCCGUACUGCACUUACAAUGGGGACAGAAAGACUCUGGAGAUGCACAUCAAAGUGUUUCAUGCUCCGAACGCGCCUACUCCCAACCCAGGCCUCGGCGUCUUCAAAGAAAAGAAUAAGCUUGAAAGCCUUAAACCCAAACAGUCCGACAGCGUAGAGCAAGCUGUUUAUUAUUGCAAGAAGUGCACUUACAGGGAUCCUCUCUACGAAGUGGUUAGAAAGCACAUAUACAGAGAACAUUUCCAGCAUGUUGCCGCGCCUUACGUUGCAAAGUCGGGAGACAAAUCUCUUAAUGGUGCAGUGCCUGUGGGCUCAAAUCCGAGGGACGAGGGCGGCAUCCAUUGUAAGCGUUGCCUUUUCAUGCCGAAGACCUAUGAAACUUUAGUUCAGCAUGUCAUUGAAGACCAUGAACGCAUAGGCUAUCAAGUGACCGCCAUGAUAGGGCACACCAAUGUGGUUGUUCCUAGGUCCAAGCCAUUGAUGCUGAUAGCUCCGAAACCACAAGAUAAAAAACCUCUAGGUAUUCCUCAGAGAUUGGGACCAAUGUCCGGCGGAAAUGUCCGAACCCUUCCCUCUCAGCAAAUGGUAAAUAGACUCACUAUACCAAAGCCCUCGAUGAAUUCUAAUAUGAUGUCCAAUGUCCAUAUACAGCAAAACAACUAUGGAGUUAAGAACAUGUCGGGCUACUCUGUUGGCCAGCAAAUGAGACUAGGAAUGAGUGGAAAUGCCCCCGUGUCUCUUCCCCAGCAGUCCCAGUCUAUGAAACAAAUGCUUCCCGGUGGGAACGGGAGAGCUUUUUCACUCGGUGCCGAUCAGAGAUCCCAGGCUCCUUUAAGGUACUCGCUCGGAUCUGGAAAUUCGAGUCUUUCCUCGGGCCACAUGAAACCUGCCUCCAUAACUCCAUCGCACGUACCGUCUCGAACGCUGACUCCGUCUGGUUCAAAGCCUCCGACUGCGGCCUCGGUGGCGGCGGCUGCGGCGGCCGCUGCUGCAAACCCCAACUCUUCCACCCAAAAAUGGAAAAUCUGUACGAUCUGCAAUGAGUUAUUCCCCGAGAACGUCUACAGUGUUCACUUUGAGAAGGAGCACAAAGCUGAGAAGGUCCCCGCCGUAGCCAAUUACAUCAUGAAAAUACACAACUUUACGAGCAAAUGUCUAUACUGUAAUCGCUACCUGCCCACCGAUACCUUGCUCAACCACAUGUUGAUCCACGGCCUGUCGUGUCCCUACUGUCGAUCCACUUUCAACGACGUGGAAAAAAUGGCAGCUCACAUGAGAAUGGUUCACGCCGACGAAGAAAUGGCUCCUAAAACGGAUUCCACCUUGACCUUUGACUUAACAUUACAGCAAGGAAGUCACACGAAUAUACAUUUACUUGUGACCACGUACAACCUUAGAGAUGCGCCCGCCGAGUCCGUAGCUUACCACGCGCAGAACGCGGCUCCACCUGCGCCAAAACCUCAGCCAAAAGCGGCGGAGAAAACCGAAGCGCCGGUAAAAAACUUACCUCAGGCCGCAGUGCCCUACAAGAAAGAUGUAGGCAAGACGCUUUGCCCCCUUUGCUUUUCUAUCUUGAAAGGUCCCAUAUCCGACGCCCUCGCGCAUCACUUGAGAGAGAGACAUCAAGUCAUUCAGACUGUCCACCCCGUAGAGAAAAAGCUCACGUAUAAAUGCAUCCAUUGCCUUGGGGUUUACACGAGUAACAUGACCGCUUCGACCAUUACGUUGCAUCUCGUGCAUUGUCGAGGUGUUGGGAAGACCCAAAACGGCCAAGAUAAAUCCACCCCUCAGAAGCUAGGCCAGGUCCCCACCGUGAAUCCGUUGAAACGGUCGAGUGAUUUCGUUGAGCUGGCGCUCGCAAAGAGAAGAAGGCCAGAUGAUGAUCAAGAUCCUACAAUUAUUUUAGAUGAUAAACCCGAAGAGCCAGUGGUGUUGGCUUUGGAUCCAAAGGGUCACGAAGACGAUUCCUACGAGGCAAGAAAAGCAUUCCUCACAAAGUACUUCAACAUGAAGCCGUAUCCCAGCCGGAGGGAAAUAGAGAAGUUGGCCGCCAAUCUGUGGCUGUGGAAAAACGAUAUCGCUUCCCAUUUCAGCAACAAAAGGAAAAAGUGCAUUCGAGACUGCGAGCGAUACAACCUCAGCGUCUUACUCGGCUUUAACAUGAAGGAAUUAAAUAAAGUAAAACACGACAUGGAGUUUGGCGCCGAGUGGAUGUUUAAGAACAUCGAUGAAUCUGUGUCCAAACCGAAUGCCAGCAAAACGGUGGACAAGAAAAAGAUAAACGAGUCCGGUUCCUCGGAUAGCUUUGUAAAUGUCGACGACGACUUAAACGAAAGCGGCAGCGAGACGAGUCCAGAGAAAAAUCCAGAGGAGCCCAGAACAGGCCCUAUAAGAAAGCAAGAGCCAGGCUGUUCCCCGUUACCCAUGGAAUCUCUUCAGAAGACCGACAAAGAGGUCCAACGAGCGCCCAAAGCCGCCGAUGUCUCCGAGGCAUCAAAGGAAGUGAUUUUGGACGACUCUGAGAGCGAAGAAGAUCCGGAAGAACCUUCUGCGUGGAAAGAUGAAGCUUCGCGCUCGGAAAGCGACCCUGGUUCUCAACAGGGAUCGGACUUGGAAGAUAGCCCCCCGAAGGUAAAGCAGGAACUUUUUAUUAACGAUUCCAACCACAGCGACGAUACGGGGAGAGACAAGGAAACUGCGACAGCAGACGCUCCGGUGACAAAUAGCAGAGAGGAGCAGCCGAAAUGGAAAACAAAUUCUUUUGGCAAAGUCGAGGAGUUUUGGGCCAAAGGCGCGUCGCUGCCAUUCCCCAAUUCUACUGUAAAAGACGAGGGCUUAUCAAACCCGCCCAACGAAUGGCCAAAUAGCACGUUCGACGGCGAAAACGGGGAUCAGUUCGAUGUGACUGUUACAGACGCGAUGCACAGCAAUCUAACCGGUGUAGGUCUUAGUAGCCAACAAGUAUAGAUGGUUAUUUCGGACGCCGCACUAAGCCCAGUAAACUGUUUAACUAAAGUGACUGUUGAGCAUAACUUGAACUGUUUUACUGCCGAUAGGUGGCAGGGCUCCGGAACGGUGGAAGUCGGAGUCGCGUUAUUCCACAAUUUCUUUAUAAAACUGUGCUAUUUGUUGAAAUUGCUUGUGAUAUCCGCUGCAUUGGGCGCAAAACAAUGUGAAAGUAACAUUGGAGGCUACAGAAUGCAUAGUGGUGUUGAUCUGCAAUUCUUCCCUUCAUUUAUUUUUUUAUUUUUUGUCUUUUACUUUUACUUUA